AAGAGGAGGAAAAGGAAAAGGAGGAGGAGCACACGGUGUCCUGUGGCAUGGCAGGUGAAGAAGGCUUCUUUCUGGAGGAGAAAAGAUUCAAGCAGGACUGUGAAGAAUUUGUUAAACACUCACAGCAGAUAGGAGAUGGCUGGGAGUGGAGAACUAGCAAGGACCUUGGUGAUGGUUAUCUUACUAAGACACACUUCCAAGUAAGAAACAGACACAUCCCACCAGACCUCAAGGAGAAAAACAAUGAUAGCACUGGACAAAUGUUAUUUGCACAUGUAGAAGAGCCCCUGGAUGACUCUCAGGCCGCUGGGGUUUGCAGCACGGAAGAAGUGGUUCGCUAUGAGUACCACGUCCUGUAUUCCAGCAGCUACCAAGUGCCCGUGCUGUAUUUCAGAGCAUGCUUUUUGGAUGGAAGGCCUUUAACUCUGGAAGAAAUAUGGGGAAGUGUUCAUGCAUCCUACCAGGCUCGUCUGCAGGAGGGGCCCUGGGACACUAUCACACAGCAGGAGCACCCCAUCCUCGGGCAGCCUUUCUUUGUCCUGCACCCCUGUCGAACCAAUGAAUUCAUCUCUGCUGUGCUGAGCAGCUCACAGGAGCACCACAGACACACAAAUUACAUCACACUGUGGCUCAGUACCGUGGGCCCAGUUGUGGGCUUGAAUCUGCCUUUGAGUUAUGCAAAACUGGCACCUGAGCAGAGCACAGAUGCUGAUUGGGCUGAAAGAGCCCUGAGCUGAAGGACUGGGAGUGGCUGGGCUGUGAUAAAGCUGCUGCAGGCUUAGGGGUGAAGCUGGAGGAUCCUUCCUGGCUGGUCAGCCAUGCCAGAGUGGAAAUGGUUGCUCGUGGCUCCUUCUCUGGCCAGGAUUCACCACAGGGGACAGUGAGAAUUGGCUGCAGCUGUGGGAACAGCUCCCCAGCACCACCCACACCUGACCUGCCUUGAAGUCACUCACCUCCUGUGCCUGUGCCCUCGGUGAGGCUGCACACGGAUGCACAAGCCAGAGCUGAGCUGCUGGAUCUACUGCACUUCACCCUAAAAACCUGCACCAUCUGUGGGGCAGAAAAUGCAAUAUAAACACAGAGGAAUGCCCAUGGGAUGUGGUGUGAGCUUGUGGCAGCCAGGGUGUGAAGGUUGUGAAUUUGAUCCCCACAUGGGAUCACCACUUGUUAAUGGGUUAACUGCACCACUUAAUUUGGGCUUGUCUUCAUUUUCUUCUGCCUUCACUCAGAGUCAGGAUUGAAAACACAAAGGAGAUUAAUUUCUCAUUGGGACUUGGUUGUUUAUUAAAUCUCAUCUAAAGCACACAGAGUGCUGCAACACUUUCAGCUAAAAGUGAGCAAAAUGGAGCUGAGUCCAGCUGGUUACAAUGUCUUCUAAAGCUAAACAGUGCAAUAGAGAAUUAACACCUAUAUUAUUUAUACUUUUGACCCAAUAACCAAACUCUUGUGACUCACAGUGCAGCACUGAGUGUACAACCAAAAACUACUGCCUGAAAUCAUGAAGAGGAAGACAGAAACAACAUCCAAAAUCUUCCAUCUUGUCCCAUACCUAUUACUGUACUAUAAAAACCCCAAAUUCCAACAUCUCCCCGGGAAUAUCCCACACCCAUCACCCCUCAGGGGUGGGGACUGUCACAAACAGAGCCCUCAGAGCCUGCCUGGAGUGGGCACGUCCAGCUCUGAGCUCAGGGGCCUGGAGCAGACAGAUGUGUGGCCACAUCUGUCUCUGCUGAGCUCUGCUGCCUGCCAGGGAUGCUCUCCGUGCCCACAGGGAGCUGCUGCUGCUCCCAAUUAGCGUUUCUCGUUGUAGCUGUGGUUGUUUGCUCCCUACCCUGCUCUGCCUCUCCUGACAGCUGCUGGUUUUUGGGGGAUUGCCUGGUGGUGCUGCCACUGAGAACCAGAUUAGGAGGAACUUCCCUGCCACCCAUCCUGGCUUCUCUCCCACUCCUAUUUUUAUUUGCAGGGUAAAGCAGAGUCUGAAAGGCAGAUUUUACUUUGUACCUUCAGCAACUGCCACUUGCAGAGUCUAGUGUGUGCCACGUCAGAGCCGGGAGGGUGAAAUGCAUCCAAAUUCUGUUUUUCCAGGUCAUAUUUUUAACUUCCAUUACUUGUCAUUGGUGGACAUGGGGUGGAGGGUGCAGUCCUUCAAAUUCCAGUGGUGUGGGAUUCGCUUGCCAGCCAUUUGGAAUUAAUAAUGAAAGCAUGGUUUAUUUUGUUCUGUGUCAUAACGACCUGGAAAACCGUUUUUUCGUGUAAGAUUUACAAAGUAUGGCCUGCAGCUAGACUGAUUUCGUUAACACUUUUGGUAACACAUGCUUGAUAAUUGCAUCCCAUUUUUACGUUUAAGUGAGACUCAGGCAGGAGGAAGAACCAACAAAAAGAGGUAACAGCAGGUUUAAGAGCUGUUAAAUGUUCAUCCCUGCUCGCUGAUCUUCAUUUGUGAUAUGCUGGGACAGAAGAAUAGAAGCGCUCACCCUUCAAAAUGUGGAAUUUAUAUGUAGAGGAAAAUAAAUAUUUUUUAUUUUA
Molecule: messenger RNA, 2526 nt
Organism: Catharus ustulatus (Swainson's thrush)
Lineage: Eukaryota; Metazoa; Chordata; Aves; Passeriformes; Turdidae
Gene: ATG10
Product: autophagy related 10
Exons: 8
Coding region: 48-737 (229 amino acids)
Biological process (GO): macroautophagy; protein modification by small protein conjugation; protein lipidation
Cellular component (GO): intracellular anatomical structure
Molecular function (GO): Atg12 transferase activity
Source: RefSeq, a predicted model, not a curated record